This is a messenger RNA of Zootoca vivipara (common lizard), 1635 nucleotides long. The record is from RefSeq and is a predicted model, not a curated record. NCBI's taxonomy places the organism in Eukaryota, Metazoa, Chordata, Lepidosauria, Squamata, Lacertidae.
AUGUCUUCCCGCCCUGGUUCUGGAUCUGAUCCAAAAAAUUACAGCUCUUAUUCUGAGGUUCUGCCCACCAAAGGAAGCCAGGGCCUUAUGAGCCAAACUCUUUGCCCUCCACUGGGUAUUGGGAUAUAUUAUGGAGGAGCAGGUGGCUUUAGCAGCAAGAGUGUUGACGCUUAUGGACCCAACCUUUCCACCAGUAGCAGAAGUGGCCGCCGUGGUGUUGUUGCUGAGCAUAACUAUCAUGGCACUGGAUAUAGCUGCAGCUUCCUGGAUACUGGAAGCGUCAUGACCGGUACAUCAUGCACCAUCGCUCCUGUGAUUUGCAACAAGUCCUUGCUGCAACCUCUGAACCUGGGGAUUGAUUCCACAGCCCUAGCGGUGAAGUUUCAAGCAAAGAAUGAGCUGCAGAGCCUCAAUAGCAAAUUGGCCUCUUUCAUUGACAAGGUCCGAUUACUGGAGCAGCACAAUCUGAUGCUGAAGACUAAGUGGGAUUUUGUGCAACAGAAGAAGCGUUGCAAGAGUAACAUGGAGCCCCUCUUUAAUGAACAUGUUGGUCAACUCAAGAAGGAGCUGGAGUGUCUUGACCAUGAGAGAGAGAAGCUGCAGGCUGAGCGCAACACUUUGGAGCACACUGUGGAGGGCUAUAAAGCGAGGUAUGAGGAGGAAUGCAACAGGCGAACGUCUACAGAGAAUGAGUUUGUGCUACUGAAAAAGGAUUUGGACUGUGUCUAUUCACACAAGGCAGAGCUAGAAGCCAAGGCAGAAAGUCACAUGAAACAAAUCAGCUUCUUGAAAUGUGUAUAUAAACAGGAAAUUUGUGAGCUCCAAAACUGCAUUUCUGACACUUCUGUUAUGGUGCGAAUGGACAAUAGUCGAGGCCUAGAUAUGGACCAUGCGAUUGAGGAGUUCCGGCGUCGAUACGAAGCAAUUGCUUCCAGAAGCCGAGCUGAGGCUGAGGCUUGGUUCCAGUGCAGGUAUGACGAGCUCAGGACAACAGCAGCGAAACGCUGUGACGAUCUGCAUAAUGUCAAGGAAGAACUUCAGGCUCUGACCCGUGUUGCUCACAGGCUGGAGUCAGAAAUUGCAAGUGUCAACGCUCAGCGUCGCAAAUUGGAAGAGGAGGUGUCUGGAGCUGAAGAACGUGGGGAGAUAGCGGUGAAGGAUGCCAAAUGCAAACUGGCAGAUCUGGAGAAGGCCCUGCACAAAGCCAAACAGGACAUGGCUUGCCAGCUCCGGGAAUACCAUGAACUGAUGAACAUUAAGCUGGCUUUGGAUAUUGAGAUUGCCACAUACAGGAAGCUUCUAGAAGGAGAGGAAAGUUGGUUGAAUGAAGGGGAGUGUGCUGUGAACAUCUCUGUUCAGAGAAGUGAGGGGGCAAUAGUGAGUGAUGGUGGCCCCCACCAUGGAGCAGGAGACACACAUGGAAGCAGCCCUAGAAGUGAAGGUGUUUGCAGCCAUGAUAGGGCCACCUCUGGCAGCGGCACAACCACAAGGAGCGUCCAGACAAGUGGUGGGGAUGUUUCCGAUUCUUCUUGCCCAGUGACCCAUGCCUCUGCUCAGGGCUUCAGUGGUGGAAGUACUAAGACCACCACGUUGCGCUUUGUGUCUGCUAGUUACUUAUGCGGGCCACCACAUUGA